This is a messenger RNA of Xiphophorus hellerii (green swordtail), 4890 nucleotides long. RefSeq names its product gephyrin-like. Gene Ontology annotation, molecular function: molybdopterin molybdotransferase activity. Bases 85 to 2385 code for a protein of 766 amino acids. Gene Ontology annotation, biological process: gamma-aminobutyric acid receptor clustering; establishment of synaptic specificity at neuromuscular junction; glycine receptor clustering. The record is from RefSeq and is a predicted model, not a curated record. Lineage: Eukaryota; Metazoa; Chordata; Actinopteri; Cyprinodontiformes; Poeciliidae. The transcript is spliced from 24 exons. Gene Ontology annotation, cellular component: postsynaptic specialization; postsynaptic membrane; cytosol.
CCUUUCCUCCAGAGGUGCAGCGGAACCUCCCCCCUCCCCCGCCGCUACGUAUGAGCCGUCACGGUGCAGACAGAGGUUGGAAACAUGGCGGCGGAUGGGAUGGUGCUCACCAACCACGACCAUCAGACCCGAGUGGGAAUCCUGACUGUCAGUGACAGCUGCUUCAAGAACCUGGCAGAAGACAGGAGUGGAGUGAACCUGAAGGACCUGGUCCACGACCCGUCACUGCUGGGAGGAGUCAUCGCAGCCUACAAAAUAGUUCCAGAUGAGAUCGAGGAAAUCAAGGAAACUCUUCUGGAGUGGUGUGAUGAGCAGGAGCUGAAUCUCAUUCUGACCACCGGAGGAACUGGUUUUGCACCACGAGAUGUUACACCAGAGGCGACCAGGGAGGUGAUCGAGCGAGAGGCCCCAGGGAUGGCUCUGGCCAUGCUGAUGGGAUCCCUGAACGUUACUCCUCUGGGAAUGCUCUCCAGGCCAGUUUGUGGUAUUCGUGGUAAAACGCUGAUCAUCAACCUUCCAGGCAGCAAGAAAGGCUCCCAGGAGUGUUUCCAGUUCAUCCUCCCGGCUCUGCCUCAUGCCAUCGACCUGCUGCGCGAAGCCGCCGUUCGCGUUAAAUCCACGCACGCCGCCCUGGAGCCGAUGCCCUCCCUGCUGACCAAUACGCACGCCAAUACGCACACCAUGGAGCGCGGCACCCAGUGCGAGGAAGAGGACGAAGACGAAGAGGACAGGAGGAGAGGACGGCACAACCACCACCAGCACCACCAGCACGGCUCGUCCCACAUCACUGUGGCCGCCAUCGCCGCAAAGACGAGUCAUGUGGCGGUCAUGGCUAAGGGCGCCCCCUACCUACCUGGAAACACACCUGCCCCUCCCUCUCAUUUCACCUGUUCCCGUCAGAUCCCAGACUCGAUCAUUUCCCGAGGCGUUCAGGUGCUUCCUCGAGACUCAGCGUCCUUAAGCUCCACCCCAUCUGAGUCGCCGCGGGCGACGCAGGCGACGUCCCGCCUGUCCACCGCCUCCUGCCCGACGCCCAAGGUCCAGUCCCGAUGCGGCAGCAACGAGAACAUCCUGAGAGCCAGCCACAGCGCCGUGGACAUCAGCAAGGUGGCGCGGCGCCACCGCAUGUCGCCGUUCCCGCUGACCUCCAUGGACAAGGCCUUCAUCACGGUGCUGGAGAUGACGCCCAUCCUGGGCAUCGAGGUCAUCAACUACAGAGACGGUUUGGGCCGGGUUCUCGCUCAGGACAUCUACGCCAAAGACAACCUGCCUCCGUUCCCGGCCUCGGUGAAGGACGGCUACGCCGUGCGGGCCGCUGACGGACCUGGAGACCGUUUCAUCUUGGGGGAGUCGCAGGCCGGACAGCAGCCCACCCACACCGUGAUGCCGGGUCAGGUGAUGAGGGUGACGACCGGCGCUCCGAUCCCGUGUGGCGCCGACGCCGUGGUCCAGGUUGAGGACACGGAGCUGCUGAGGGAGUCGGAGGACGGCACAGAGGAGCUGGAGGUGAGGAUCAUGGUCCAGGCCCGGCCCGGACAGGACAUCAGGCCGAUCGGCCAUGACAUCAGGAGGGGGGAGUGUGUUCUGGCCAAAGGGACCCAUAUGGGCCCCUCAGAGAUCGGCUUGCUAGCCACCGUGGGGGUCACCGAGGUCAGCGUGCACAAGUUCCCCGUGGUGGCCGUCAUGUCCACCGGAAACGAGCUGCUGAACCCAGAGGACGACCUCCACCCCGGGAAGAUCCGGGACUCGAACCGCUCCACCCUGCUGGCCACCAUCCAGGAGCACGGCUACCCCACCAUCAACCUGGGCAUCGUCGGAGACAACCCUGACGACCUGCUGUCGGCGCUGCACGAGGGGAUCAGCCGUGCUGACGUCAUCAUCACCUCAGGGGGCGUGUCCAUGGGGGAGAAGGAUUACCUGAAGCAGGUGCUGGACAUCGACCUGCACGCUCAGAUCCACUUCGGACGCGUCUUCAUGAAGCCGGGUCUGCCCACCACCUUUGCCACCGUCGACAUCGAUGGAACCAGGAAGCUCAUCUUUGCGCUGCCAGGUAACCCGGUGUCGGCGGUGGUCACCUGCAACCUGUUUGUGAUCCCGGCUCUGAGGAAGAUGCAGGGCGUUCUGGACCCCCGGCCCACCAUCAUCAAAGCUCGGCUGUCCUGUGAUGUGAAGCUGGACCCCCGACCUGAAUACCACCGCUGCAUCCUGACCUGGCACCACCAGGAGCCGCUGCCCUGGGCCCAGAGCACAGGGAACCAGGUGUCCAGCCGCCUCAUGUCCAUGCGGAGCGCCAACGGGCUGCUGAUGCUGCCGCCCAAGACCGAGCAGUACGUGGAACUGCACAAGGGCGAGGUGGUGGACGUCAUGGUGAUCGGCCGGCUAUGAUGCAGACCUUCGCGUCACCUGCUACCGAUCACCGUGGCAACGCCAGGAGACGUCUCACCCGGACAGGAAGGGCGGGGUUGGUGGGGCAGGAAGUGAUGCAUGUCUAUCUGGUGGCCAUUAGCUGUGAUGUCAUAUGCAACAGCCAAUCGGAGCCAGUGCAGGCUGAAUCCUCUCUGAGGAGCUCGCUGUACUUCAACAGAGAAAAAAAUGUGAAAAAAUAUAUAAAAGAAGAUUUAUUCUGUAAUAUUAUUAUCCUAAUAACAAUUAAUAUUCUUAAUUAAUAUUCUAUUUAUUAUUAUUGCCAUGGUUCUGGUUGAAUAUUCUCACCUCAGUAGUCUUCAUCUCUUCAUUUGCUUUGUGCGUUUUACCUGGCAGGUAAACUCUAGAGACUCCUCCUCUUCUUCCUCCUUCUCUUCUGUUUCUGAUCCCUCCUUCAUCGCUCGGCUCCUUCAUCACAUAGAAACCAUUGUCCAUGAUGAAGAUGAUGAUGAUGAUGAGUGGGAACCGUCCACUUCCUGCUGGAGCUCCACAGUUUGCCACAAAAUAAAAACAUCAAGACUGAUGUUCAGAAACACCAAGCAGUGGAAGCCAUGAGCAGAGCAGAACCGGCCCGGAAUCGGAGCCCGGGUUCCUGGCCCGGGUCGGGCCGUUGUCAGAACCGGCCUGUUGGAGCAGCAGCUGCUCUCCGUCAAACAUCUGCCUAGAGCUUGAUGCCACAGGAAACGCCACGUAUGGAAGAAUAUAGAGGCAAAAAAAGCAGGAAUAAUAAUCGAUGAAGAGAAAUAAAAGAAACCCAUAUUUUUUAUUUUAUUGCUUUCUGUCCAUUUGUCAAAAUUUAUUUAUCUAAUGUGUCUAACUUAUUUACCGAUCCUUAACUGCUUCUGCUCAUUAUUUAUGAUGAUAAUAUUUAAAAACUUAAAUUCUGUUUAAAAAGAAGGAAAUCUAAAAUGGCUUCAGUUUUUGCAUGACUUCUCCUCUACCUGAUUUCUCUCUUUACUUUUCCUGCCUGAUCUUUUGGUCAUUUUUACAGAAGUGGAGUUUUCUGUGGCACCACCGGCUCUCCGUACACGCCUAGCUUCAGUUCAGGCUAGUCAGCAGCUUCCAAACAUCCAAAACAUCGGUUAAAUCCAGAAAACGGGAAAGCUUUUCAUUGUGACGUUUUAUGGUUGCUGUCCAGGCUACCAGCAACCCAACAGAACCGUAGAACUCCGCUGCUCCGGUUCAGGACUACACUGUGUGUUUCUACCUGAUGGUGCUUCGUCUAGAAAAACGAGUCAGAACCUUUUUAAGAUUUGAAGAAACUCUCUGACUGCAUCCUUCACAGUAAUCUGAAAAAUUAAAUGUAAUUUUAUUAAGUUUGAAUUUCGACACUUCAGGUUUUCCAUACAGAAAUAAUGGAAAUAAAACAGAAAAAUGCCCAAAACGUUAGAAAACCUAACUUAUUUAAAGACCAAGAACAAAGAAUGAUAUUUUUUUUCUUGAUUUUGACAUUUUUUCUUCUUUAUAUUUUAUUAUAAAUAUCUUAUUUUUUUUUUUUAAAUAAGUAGUCCUGAACUUAUUAGCAAAUUCAACAAUUCAAAAAAUUCUCACUAAAAUAUUGAGAUAAUUUAAGCAUCUUUUUUUUGCUUCAAAUUUCAUGAUAAUUUUAUUUUUGUGGCAUCUCAGGUGUUCCAUACGGAGCUCUGGAGAGUUUGAUACGGACUAAAAUCAUUUCCAGAUUAGAUGCAGAUAAACAUUAAAAUCCCAACAUUUACUAAACCUUCCUCUUCCUCUCACUCUUCCCCUCAGUGCCAAACCCGGUCAAAGGUCAGCUGCUCUGCGCUGCAUUCAGGUUCCUGAACUACUGUAAUUUUUUCCAUAUUAUUUUUCUUUCCAUCGUUUUUCGUGGUUUUGCUGAAAUGUUCUGAUAGAUCCUGAGGAUCUUUUGCCCUGCAGAGUGUCUGACCUUUGACCCCUCCCUCUCAUCAUGGACCCUGCAUGCCGUACGGAGGGGCGAUUCUUUCUAGAUGGGCAGGUGCGGUUCCAGGUCCGGUGCAGCACCUGGGCAAUUCUCCCCAUCAUUUCUGAUUCAGAAACUUCCCAGUUACCUCAAAUGCACCGCAGUGAUUUCUGCUGCUCGUGCUGCGUUCAAGUCACAGCAGACCGGAGGACGCCUCAUUAAUUCUGGGAAGGAUAUUUAAAUUAAAUGUCAAUAAAAACGAAACACUUUCACUUUAGUUUUCCCACAUUGGGCAGCUCAUGGGUGUGGAAAUUCCAUGGUGACUUGAACGCAGCAUCGGGGCCGCCUGGCGUCUGCCUGAGAGGACCAAUCAGGAAGCAGCAGCAGCGGUUGUUGUGAAACUGCCUUUGUACCGAGAGAUUGGAAACACUGGAGUCAGUGUCUGCACACGAUCAACAUGACCAGCACUUCCUGAAGCAAUGACAGCAUUCUACUGUAAAAUACUACAGGAUGAUUUUCUGUAACAUUACUGAAACUGAAUUAAAGAUAAUCCUGAUUAUUCUCUA